Molecule: messenger RNA, 648 nt
Organism: Mauremys mutica (yellowpond turtle)
Lineage: Eukaryota; Metazoa; Chordata; Testudines; Geoemydidae
Product: olfactory receptor 1052-like
Exons: 2
Coding region: 1-648 (215 amino acids)
Biological process (GO): G protein-coupled receptor signaling pathway; sensory perception of smell
Cellular component (GO): membrane
Molecular function (GO): odorant binding; G protein-coupled receptor activity; olfactory receptor activity
Source: RefSeq, a predicted model, not a curated record
AUGGCUCCCGGAAACUGCACCAGAGUGACUGGCUUCAUUUUCCGGGGAAUCACUGACAGUCUAAAGCUGCAAAACAUCCUCUUUGUGUUCUUCUUUGCCAUUUAUUUCUGCACGCUGGUGGGGAAUGUCUGGGUGAUUGUGCUGAUUAGCGUUGACUCCCAACUCCACAGUUCCAUGUACUUUUUCCUCAGCAACUUGUCCCUCUUAGAUGUUGUCUCCUCCUCUGUGAUUGCCCCCAAGGCGAUGCUCAGUUCCCUAGUGACGAGUAAAGACAUUUCUUUCCCUGGGUGUGUGGUUCAGUUUUUCCUCUUCUCUUUCUGUGCCAACAAUGAGCUUUGCCUCCUGGCUGUGACGGCCUAUGAUCGCUUUGUGGCCGUCUGCCACCCAUUGCUUUAUAAUGUCAUCCUGUCCAAGAGAGUCUGCUUCCAGCUGGUGGCUGGCUCUUCCCUAAGCGCCUGUGUCAAUGCCACUGUGCUCAUAGAAACAAUAAGCACCAUUUUCACCAUCCUCAUCUCCUACACUUACAUCAUCUUUGCCAUCCUGAGGAUCCGCUCCACAGCAGGAAGGCACAAAGCCUUCUCCACCUGCACCUCCCACCUGACUGUCAUUUCCAUCUUAUAUGGGACCCUGAUCUUUACAUAUUUAUGA